UCUGAGUGUUAACAAUCCUUGAAGGCUCAAUGCACAGCAGGACUUUGAUAAGGCAAAUCUCUUCUACGUGAUCCCACACAAAACACACCCCAUGAUGAUAACUUUUUUAUUUUUCAACACAAUCGCCACCUCUAAAGUAUGAAGUAAAAGGAAAACUCAACCAAAAACACAAGCAGGUUUUAAUUACAGGACUGAAAACAGAUCAUUCAAGGGCACAGUGAUAAUAUUUCUUUUUCCUUUGUAGCUGCUGCCUCAUGUGCCAGCUUCAAGGAACAUCAGGGGCAAAAAAUGCCACCACACUUGAAACACUUUUGGCUGGUGUCUAAAAUAUUUGCUUUAAUUUAACAGCAGCACACACCUAUGGGAAUGGGAGGAGACAUGUUAGAGCAAGUUAGAACAAGGAAACACACACACAAAAAGAACAUUGUGGGCAAAAUACACUAAUAAUAAAAUAAAUGUGGCUGUUAAGGUGAAUUUGCACUGGUAACAGAUGAGCCAACACACCUCAAACAUUCAGAGAAUAUAAACACAACCAGGAAAGAUCCAAACAAAAGCACAAAAACAACUGACUCUCGAUUUUUACUGGAGGAAGGAGGAAGAUGAUCCUCGUGUCUGAUGAAUGUCAUCAGUGAUGUGGUGCUUGUUACCUGAUAGGAUCUGCGGACUGAAACAAACUGUGUCUGAGUCAUCGGCUUACCUGUACAAAGUACAGAAACACUCUCACCUCCCUCCGUGACGGAAAACCAUUGGACAGAAAGCCAAACAGCUGAACCAGCCUUCAUCCACUCGUCUUCAUCAAAACACAAUGAAAACUUUAUUCUUGUUACUUCUCUUCUGUCACGGAUCAUCAGCAGUCAAGCAGUUUUUAAAAUUCUCCUGCACUGCAUCGACUGGACUAUCAAAUUUCCCGGAGUUUGUACUCACUGCAGAGUUUGGUGGGAUUCUGAUCGGGUACUGCGACACCAAUAUAAAGACAGUAGAAAUAAAACAGGACUGGGCGAAAAUGUUCUAUAAGAACAAUCCUCAGCACUUGGAGUUGUUCAAAGCGGGGUGUUUGGAGCGUCUGCCAGUCUUCUUCAAAGCCACAAUUGACAGUUUGAAGCAGCUCUUCAACCAAAGUGGAGGUGUCCAUGUGUUACAGAAUAUUAAUGGCUGUGAGUGGAAUGAUGAGAUGGGACAAGUUAAUAGUUUUAAUCAGUUUGGUUAUGACGGAGAGGACUUCAUAUCACUGGACCUGAAGACCUUGACAUGGAUCCCGCUAAAACCACAAGCUGUCACCAUCAAACUGAGCUGGGAUGCUGACAAAGCCAUAAUAAGAGACAAUGAGGUGUACCUUCGUCAGGAGUGUCCCAAGUGGCUGAAGGUGUAUGCGGCCUACGACAACAGCUCUCUGUUGAGAACAGGGCGUCCCUCAGUGUCUCUCCUCCAGAAGACGCCCUCCUCUCCAGUCAGCUGCCACGCUACAGGUUUCUACCCUGAGAGAGCCACACUCAGCUGGAGGAAAGAUGGAGAGGAGCUUCAUGAGGGCGUGGAGCUCGGAGAGAUCCUCCCCAACCACGAUGGAACCUUCCAGAUGAGUGCUGAGCUGAAUCUUUCAUCAGUCACACCUGAAGACUGGAGCAGGUACACCUGUGUGUUUCAGCUCUCAGGUGUGAAGGAGGACAUUGUCACCAAACUGGACAAAGCACACAUCAGGACCAACUGGGUUCCUCCCUCAGAGUUUCCUACUGGUGCAGUUGUUGGAGUUGUUGUAGGACUUCUGCUGCUGACACUCUGCAUCUCUGGACUCCUCAUGUGGAGAAGGAACAGAACUGGAUUCAGACCAGCAGAGACUGCAGACUCAUGAUGGGAUAAAAAUUCAGCUGCUGCCUCAUCACAGUGAGGUCGUCAUUGUUUCAGCUCUGCUGUGCACAUAACCGCACACCAACAGGAAGUCCAGUUUUCAUCAUGUGUAUAAGUACACCAGCUUUAUCAACUGGUAAAAGUAAAAGUACUCAUUCUUAAAAAAAAUGUGUUUCAUUUUUGCCAGUUAACAUAGAUAUGUCUUGUGGUUCUUCACAAACUAAUUAAUAGAUGAGAUGUUUAUUAUUUGUUCAUUUGUAAGCUCAUCAAUCUUUACUUUGUGUCUGCUAAUCUGACAUAAACUUUAUUUUGGAGAUUAAAAAGACAAACAUUUUCUAGAUUGUUUCCUGUAUUUACUGUU
This is a messenger RNA of Scatophagus argus, 2203 nucleotides long. Its product is annotated as H-2 class I histocompatibility antigen, alpha chain-like. NCBI's taxonomy places the organism in Eukaryota, Metazoa, Chordata, Actinopteri, Scatophagidae. The coding region runs from base 806 to 1846 and encodes 346 amino acids. Gene Ontology annotation, cellular component: external side of plasma membrane. The record is from RefSeq and is a predicted model, not a curated record. Gene Ontology annotation, biological process: immune response. The transcript is spliced from 7 exons.